This is a messenger RNA of Megalobrama amblycephala (Wuchang bream), 1255 nucleotides long. RefSeq names its product gastrula zinc finger protein XlCGF7.1-like. The transcript is spliced from 2 exons. Lineage: Eukaryota; Metazoa; Chordata; Actinopteri; Cypriniformes; Xenocyprididae. Bases 120 to 1019 code for a protein of 299 amino acids. The record is from RefSeq and is a predicted model, not a curated record.
UAUACAGUAGGUGGCGGUAAUCCUUCUAAGGAGUGAGCGGCCAUUAAUCAGACGAAGAAGAAGAAGCAUCGCUUCUUCGCUCAUUCAGUCAGCGCGUUUGUUGUGUCUUCUGAGGCCUGAUGGAGGACAGUGAAGUGGAGGAGAAACAUCAUGUCACAACUGGAGAAAUGGACCAGGAAUGUUUCAUCUGCGGUCAGUGUGGAAAUAGUUUCACAUGUAAACAGAGUCUCGAGGAUCACAUGAAGAUCCACACUAAAGAGAAACCGUUCACAUGUGAUCAGUGUGGGAAGAUUUUUACACAACAAGAACCCCUUAAGGAUCACAUGAUCAUCCACACUAGAAAGAAACAGCAUGAAUGUGAUCAAUGUGGCAAAACAUUCUUGUGUACUUCAGCCCUGAAGAGCCACCUGAAAGUUCAUUCUCAGGAGAAACCACAUUCAUGUUCUUUGUGUGGAAAACGUUUAAAAUACAAACUGAGUCUUGAGAAUCACAUGAUGAUCCACACUGGAGAGAAACCGUUCACAUGUGAUCAGUGUGGGAAGAGUUUUAGACAAUCAUCAAACUUUAAGGAACACAUGAACAUCCACACUGGAGAAAAGCCAUACGAAUGUCCUAUAUGUCGCAAAACAUUUUCAAGGGCUACAGGCCUAUACACCCACCUGAAAGUUCAUUCAGAGGAGAAACCAUAUUCAUGUUCUUUGUGUGGAAAGAGUUUUUCACUGAUGCAGAAUUUAAAAGUUCAUGAAAAAAUACAUACUGGUGUAAGAGAUCACAAGUGCUUGGAGUGUGGGAAGAGUUUUAUUACAUCUGCUUAUUUAAAACUUCACUGGAGGUCUCACACUGGAGAGAAACCUUACAAGUGUUCGUACUGCGACAAGAGAUUCAGACGAUCAGGACAUCUGAAAACACACGAGAUGAUCCACACUGGAGAGAAACCGUUCACUUGUGAUCAGUGUGGGAAGAGUUUCACUCAAAUAUCUUCUCUACUCAGUCAUAAAAAAUACAAUCACAGUAAGUAGAUCAUCUUCAGAUCCAGAAGCCGUGACACACAAAUACCAUCGAGCAAUAUAAAUCUGUCCUAACCAGCCACAACGAGCGACAGGGCAAAGAAAAAGUUCAUUUUGAAGACCAGCAGUGUCAGAUCAACUGUGAGAUCAACGCAAAGAUGGACAGUAUCUAAAAAGAUUUAUUCUUGUAUAAUUUUGCUUCAUUGUAUAAAAUAUACCCCAAAAUGAAAUUUCAUUCAUUAAUUACC